AUGAAGUUCAUCGGCUUGUUGGUGGCAGUUGCAGCCUGUGCUUUUGCAGCACCACAAGGAUACGAUUUGGGUGCACCAUCAGGUGGAGGUCUCUCCGAUGGAGCAGGACUUUUGGCAGGAGGAGCAGGCGCUGCUGAUUUCGGGAGCGGUGAGGGUGCCAUUACGGGAUGCAGAGAUGGAGAGGUAUUGCAUGUAGAUGGUACUUGUGUAAUCCCCGAAAUCACGAGAAAAGUAUACUUAUUCACCGUUCCUGAACAAGAGCAAUCUGUCGGUCCGCCACCCAGUAUUCCUCCUCCAGCAGUAGAACACAACAUCCUCUUCGUACGCCUUCCUGAGGAAGGACCAGCACCUGAACCAAUCGUUCUUCCUCCACCAAGACAGAACAACAUUGUUUAUGUGCUCAACAAACAGGAUCAACAAGUUCAGCGAGUGAUCGAAGUACCAGCGCAGCCACAGUCUGAUCCUGAGAUUUACUUCGUCAACUACCAAGAUGGAGAAAACCCAACUCUUCCCAUUGGAGUAGACCUGGAAACUGCUCUCAGUUCCGCAGCAGCAGCAGGCGGUCAAGUUCUCGGAGGUCUUGAAGGCGCAAGUGGAGUAGCCGGCUUUGGUGGCGCUGCUGGUGGUGUUUCUGGAGGACAAGGA
Messenger RNA from Penaeus monodon (black tiger shrimp), 645 nucleotides. RefSeq lists its product as uncharacterized. The annotation marks the transcript as partial. Lineage: Eukaryota; Metazoa; Arthropoda; Malacostraca; Decapoda; Penaeidae. The transcript is spliced from 2 exons. The record is from RefSeq and is a predicted model, not a curated record.